Myripristis murdjan (pinecone soldierfish) is the source of this 7271-nucleotide messenger RNA. RefSeq names its product misshapen-like kinase 1. Gene Ontology annotation, cellular component: cytosol. NCBI's taxonomy places the organism in Eukaryota, Metazoa, Chordata, Actinopteri, Holocentriformes, Holocentridae. Bases 86 to 3934 code for a protein of 1282 amino acids. Gene Ontology annotation, molecular function: protein kinase activity; ATP binding. The transcript is spliced from 33 exons. Gene Ontology annotation, biological process: protein phosphorylation. The record is from RefSeq and is a predicted model, not a curated record.
GAAAACCGUUAGUUUGUGGAGGAGAAAUCUCGUCCGUCAAUGUCUGGUGUGUAAAAAUCAAACCGCUGACAGCGUACUGACAGCAAUGUCGAGAGAAAACACCACUCGGAGUUUGGACAGUAUAGACCUUGCUGCUUUGAGAGAUCCAGCAGGUAUCUUUGAGCUGGUGGAGGUGGUUGGCAAUGGAACCUAUGGGCAAGUCUACAAGGGUCGUCAUGUCAAGACAGGCCAGCUGGCAGCUAUCAAAGUCAUGGAAGUCACAGAGGAAGAAGAGGAGGAAAUAAAGUUGGAGAUCAACAUGUUGAAGAAUUACUCCCAUCACAGAAACAUUGCUACUUACUAUGGAGCUUUUAUUAAGAAAAGUCCUGCAGGACAGGACCACCAACUUUGGCUGGUGAUGGAGUAUUGUGGAGCCGGCUCAGUGACGGACCUGGUGAAGAAGACCAAGGGAAACUGUCUCAAAGAGGACUGGAUAGCUUAUAUUUGCAGAGAGGUGCUCAGGGGUCUUUCCCAUCUCCACUCCCAUCAUGUGAUUCACAGAGACAUUAAGGGACAAAACGUUCUGCUCACAGAGAAUGCUGAAGUCAAAUUGGUCGACUUUGGUGUGUCAGCACAGCUGGACAGAACAAUUGGUCGAAGGAACACCUUCAUUGGGACUCCCUAUUGGAUGGCCCCGGAGGUCAUCGCCUGUGACGAGAACCCAGAGGCCACAUAUGACUACCGGAGCGACCUCUGGUCUUUAGGCAUCACUGCUCUAGAGAUGGCUGAAGGAGCCCCUCCCCUGUGUGACAUGCAUCCAAUGAGAGCACUGUUUCUGAUCCCACGAAACCCUCCUCCCAAACUCAAAUCCAAGAAAUGGUCAAAGCGUUUCUUGUCAUUUGUUGAUAGCUGUUUGGUGAAGAAUCACCUGCAUCGGCCCACCACCGAUGCCCUGCUGAGACACGCUUUCAUCAAAGAUCUGGCCAACGAGAGACAAGUUCGCAUCAUGCUCAAAGAUCACCUGGACAGAACCAGGAAGAAGAGAGAGAAAGAUGGUCCCGAGUAUGAGUACAGUGGCAGUGAAGAAGAGGAGGAAGAGGUGACAGAGGAGGAAGGAGAACCCAGCUCUAUAGUGAAUGUUCCUGGUGAAUGGACAUUGCGGCGGGAGUUUCUUCGUUUACAGACCGAGGGUCGUGAAGGUGGCAGAGACGGAGGCCACAGAGGAGGUGGGGUUCAACAGAGACAGCAGGCAUUACAGCAGCACAGACAGCAGUUAGCGGAGCAGGAACGUUACAAGCAGCAGCUGCUGGCUGAUAGACAGAAGAGGAUCCAACAGCAACACGAACAACGACAAAAACUAGAGGAUCAGCAGAGACGUCAGCUAGCAGACUGUGCCUUCCAGUGGGCGGAGCUACAGGAGAUCCUGCUGGGGGAAGAGGCUGAUCUCCAUGACAACAGAAUCUCAUUGGAUGACCGGAACAGGAGGAGUGACAGGAGACAGGAGCAGACAAGCAGACAGCGCAGUGGCGAUGUGUCAGUAAGGCCUCUGGACUCCAAAGCUGAGCAGAGAGCCGCACCUCCAAAUCAGCUGCUUCAGCCUAAGGCCCAGCACUUCCAGCCACAGCUUCAGCGCCAGGCCAAGCCCCAGCCUCUGGCCCAGCACCAGCAGCCUUCAGCAGGCAGGAGAUCCCACCGCACACUGCCCAAGGACCAAACUCAGCUCCUCUCCCUGCAGCACGACCACAGACACAGGGAAAGGGAGAGGCAGAGGGAUAGAGAGAAGCCUGUGGCAGCUGUCCAAAAGCUAACAGCUAACAGUGUGACCAAAACUGCAACUACAUCUAGUGUCGCUACUGCUGCUACUGCUGCUGCAGCUGCUGCUGCUGCCAGGCCCAGCUGCCCUGCUGGCAGCCAGCGCUCAGCGAUGGACUUUCACGAGUCAAAUCUAGCUCGGCUGCUGUCGGCUGCAGGUCUGCCCUCCCAGAUGCACUCUAGGCUGGGCUCUGGGAGCAGCUCCAGUCCCUGCACCCCAGCCAUGCAAAGAGCUCACUUCAGCCAGAAUGCCAAUCUGCGUUCCAGUCGGGAUGCCCCUCACAGCAGCUCUAUGUCAGAUAUGGUCACCUCCCCUUUAUCCCCGCUCAGCCCCCGGACUCCUGCCACUGAUGAUGUCUUCUGGGACUUUGCCGAGAAACCACCUAAGGUCCCAGAACGUACUACCUCUAAGAUGUACUGUAGAGAGAUGGUGAUGGGACACAAGAGGACCGCUUCCAGUGGCAGUCCAGUGUUUGCAGCAGAUAAAGGUGGAAGGUUGGUAUCUUAUGGAAGCUCCUCCACCAGCAGCAACCACUCAGGUUACUUUAAGCUGGAGAGUCCUCUACUGCAGCACCGUCUUCAGCACCACAGGAAGAUACAAGACGGCUUAACUGGUGCACCCACACAAGGUGUGAAGUCUGCCCUGGGCCGUCUUAACAAGGCCACAGAGUACUCUUCCUCCAGUGAUGAGGUCGGCAGCAGUGAUGACGAAGAGAGGAACAGGUCUGGCCUGUCCAACGGAAAAGGGAAGUACUUCAGAGGGAUACCUGAUGGCAUCAUACUGCAGCCACACCAUAAUCUCAAUGAGCUUUCUCGACUGGGUUCAGAUGGUACUUACCUGCUACCAGACCUCCUGCAGAAGACGUCUUCGUCCAGCCCCACCCAUAACACACCAGGCCAGCACCACCAAACACAUGAACUCAGCUACUCUCAGUUGCCCACAGCCCCCCGCUCGCCCCAGCACCAGGAACACACCAUCAGCAGCCCCACUGGCAAGAUCACCUCUUCAUCCUCCUCCUUCACACCCUUCAUUGAUCCAAGACUGCUGCAGAUCUCACCACCACAAAGCCCAACAGGCAUGAAGGCUGAGCCAAUCAGGAGGGAGAACCACAGGAAGGGUUCUGUGGUCAAUGUGAACCCAACUAACAUCCGACCACAGAGCGAUACUCCAGAGAUCCGAAAGUACAAGAAGAAAUUCAACACUGAAGUCCUCUGUGCUGGCCUGUGGGGUGUGAAUCUGUUGGUGGGGACAGAAAGCGGUCUGUGGCUGCUGGAUCGAAGUGGGCAAGGGAAAGUCUACUCCCUCAUCAGCAGGCGGAGAUUUCAGCAGAUGGACGUGCUGGAAGGACUCAAUGUGCUGAUCACUAUAUCAGGCAAAAAGAACAAGCUGCGGCUGUACUACCUGUCCUGGUUAAGGAACAAAAUCCUUCAUAAUGACCCAGAGGUGGAGAAGAGACAGGGCUGGACCUCAGUAGGUGACCUGGAGGGCUGUGUGCACUAUAAAGUCGUGCGUUAUGAGAAGAUCAAGUUCUUGGUGAUCGCUUUGAAGAAUGCUGUUGAGGUGUAUGCCUGGGCCCCAAAACCUUACCAUAAAUUCAUGGCCUUCAAGUCAUUCAGCUCUCUGCCUCAAAAGCCCCUGUCUGUUGACCUGACAGUGGAGGAAGGUCAAAGGUUAAAGGUCAUCUACGGGUCACUGUCUGGUUUCCACGCCAUUGAUGUUGACUCUGGAACGCCAUAUGACCUUUACCUGCCCACACACAUCCAGGGUUCCAUCCGUCCACAUGCCAUCAUCAUUUUGCCAAAUAGUGCAGGGACGGAGGUUCUGGUGUGUUAUGAAGAUGAGGGCGUUUACAUCGACACUUAUGGCCGCAUCACCAAGGAUACAGUCCUGCAGUGGGGAGAGAUGCCCGCAUCAGUCGCUUACCUUCAGUCUAAUCAAGUGAUGGGCUGGGGUGAUAAGGCCAUAGAACUGAGGUCAGCCAACACAGGGAACCUGGAGGGUGUUUUCAUGCACAAAAAAUCCCAGAAACUCAAAUUCCUGUGUGAAAGGAACGACAAGGUCUUCUUCGCCUCAGUGCAGUCAGGAGGCAGCAGUCAGAUUUACUUCAUGACUCUUGGACAGAACUCACUGUUCAGCUGGUGAAGCCUGGAUCUGUUACUCUGGGAUCUACUGCUAGUGUCUGGAUUCAUUAUUCUGCCUUGAUCCAUCCUGAUUGGUGUUUUUACCAUUGAUCUCCAUGGGCAGAAGACAUCAUCCAAGCACCAAUCUUGUCUGAAUUUAUUAUUCCACGUACAGUCUAAUGCCACCAAUGUGCAUUCAUGAAAAUAUGCGUGGGUCUACAAGUCAGUUAACCCAGUGGAAAUAAAUCUGGAUUUAUACUCCAUCCCUGCCCCAGAAGCAUGGAUCUCAACUGGAUCACAAAUGUUUGGAUCUAUAAUUCAUCGAUUCAGUGGAUGUGGGUUGCUUUAUACAGACCACUGUGCCGUCAGCCAAACUAGCGGUGUCUGCAUUUGUCAUGUGAAAGAGCAGUGAUGUCUGCCAUUUGUCUCAAGUCCGCAGUUACCUGAAGGUGUGUGUGUGGUGUCUCUCUCCCAUGAGGACUCAGGCUGUUUCCUCAAACUGUCACUGCACCGACAAAGUGGAAACCUAGACUCAUUUUGUGCCUCAAGCAAAAGCCCUACUUCAUCAAAAUAUUUCUGGACACAGUGUUGAUGGUUUGAUUCAACUGAUCAUGCAGUGAUGUCUGACAAAAGUUUAAUGAUCUGGCUUCAAAACCCCAAUUCAAAUGUACCUGGAUCCACUCCUCAUCUGUUAACACACAAUAUUCUGUUCAACUGCUGAUCAGCUUAGUUCUGUUCAACUCAUCUUUCCUGGAUCAGUUCCUCCUGUUUUGUUGAAGACUCCCACCUCAGCCUUCCUGGCUUUUUUAUCCAUUACUCACUUAUCAUUUAGCAACACCUGGACUCUUGCCCUAAUGUUCAUGGUUUAUUAUUGGACCAAAUAUUCUCUUCUUAGUUGGUAAUAGCUAGUGAUACCUGAAUCAAGGCUGAGGGAGUCAUUUUCAGGUCCUCUGGCGUUCAGCUCUUUUCUGUGAUUCGACUACAAACAAGCAGCAUCUGUUAAAAAGGAGUGAAAACUGGAAUAACACAAGUCAUUCAUGAACCUAACUGAUUCCAUGGACACUGAUUUCUGCAGGGGGUGGCUGGAGCCCAAAUAUGGGCCAUGCUGUAGGAAAAUCAAAAUCAGCCCCAAAAUGAUUGUAAAUAAAUUUGUAUUCACAUGUAAUUGACCAUUUUAAAUCGUCCAAAUCUUAAUACAUCCCUUUACAGAGAUUAACAGCCUACCAAUAGAUAUUAGAUAUUCAGCAUUACGUCACAGCCUCGUUUGAUUUAUGUUGAUCUCAAUAUCAAUAUCUUGUGAAUUUUGAAGGACAAGUUUUAUAUUUUCAAACUAUCUUGUAUAAGGAAUUAGUCGUUGUCCAUGUCGCAUUUUUGUUAUAUUUGUUCAUGGUAAAGUUCUGUCACCCACAAUAACCCAGUUAUAAAUCCCCAUAUCCACUGAACCCAAUAUCAUCUUUUUUAGCUAAAAAUGUUGCAUAUAUUCAGGUUUUUAGGGUUGUUAUUUGUUUCUUUAGGGCUAUAAUUGAAACUACAACUCCAAAACAUUAUUCCAUUAUUGAAUUCAAUCCUUAUUCCUUCAUUACUUAAUUCCCUAGAAGCUAGUAGAAUGAGAAUCUGUAUAAGGAUGACUAUCACCUUACCUACAGCAUAUGUACUUAUAUAAUCCUAUACCAGGUCAUAUCUAACAACAAAAUCUAUUUAGAUGGGGCUCCACAGUGCAAAAUUUAACUUGCUUCCUUGAUACAUUAACAUUUGGGACGUCCUGAUAUCAAGGACACCAUUCUAUCUUGAAGAUAUGCAGUAGUUUGAACUUACGUUAGACUAUAAGAUCAUAGUAAUCCCAAUGAUGAGCCAUAGGUCCAGUUCUAUUUACUCGUAGCCUGAAAUCAGAAAACCACCUAAGCAACAGUUUGCUCUUUAUACUUCCAGCAUUAAACUUACAUUAGGUAGUUUGCAUUAAAAUUAAAUAAAUAUUUGGUAUCACUACAUUACCCUACUAGUGCUGCCAGGCCUCAAUUUAAACGUCCGCUGCAGACUUGGACCAUGUAAUUUCAGUUUUAUUCCUCUUUAAUAAGGACCUUUAACGUGAUGUGCUUUACUCUGGAAAUACAGUUAUGUACAGUAUAGAAGGUGUAAACAAUAUAUAUAGAUACAAAACAUAUGCAUUUCUGUUCUAUAACUGUAUAGCUUAGAUAUUAGAGGGUGUAUAUAAUCUCAUAAAAUGCACUGUUUUAUAGAUAUUUUAUAAUCAACAGGCCAUCUUUAUGUAUCUGUACAGAUUUAUGGGCUUAUUAAGGGGAAAUUCCACCUCAAAAUAUGAUUCACACAUGCAGUUUCCAUGAUCUUAGACAGUUCAGCAUUUCUGAACGCAAAUAAAUCCUAACCCAAGCAAGACUGUGCCCUGUUACGCCAUCAAGGGACUGAAGCAGAAGCUGCUCCUCUGACACUGAGCUUAGAGAGUUCUGUUCAUGUUCACAAACCUCCUCUGAAAUGUCCAAGAUCAUACAAUCUAUCGUGGAUUUUGUUUUUUGGGUGAUAUUCCCUUUUUGUGUAUAAUCAGGCCCUUUGCACAAUGGCCAACUUGUAAAUGUCUUCUGUAAUAUAGCCUCCUUUAAACGCUUUUUAUGGUUCAAAGUGGGAAACAUUUAAAGCCAUUGUAUAUUCACUUCAGAGAGAUUACUCUCUAACUUGAGCAUUAGAUCAGUAUUUCUUAAAUGACCUGACUGGGGUCAUGCACCUGUUUAUGGCAGGUCUCCUUGGUGACGGGAGUAUUUUUCAAUGAGCCUGGGUAGAGAUAGACAUGUAUUGAGCUGGGCUGAAAACAGUGAUGUGGCCCUUUUCUAUAGUUAAAACUGGAGAGUAUCUACUGCCAUUCUAUAGUCACUGUCAAAAUGAGAAUUGCAGAAUUUAUGAUGUAGAUGUAUGAUGCAGUCUUGUCUAAAGCAAGAAACCAAAGAGCCAAGGCUUUGACAGGCUUCACAAAUGUAGAUUAAACUGGCCAAAAUUGUAGAAAUAACACAUGAAUAAUGAUAUAAUGUGAAUUGGCCCUUUAAAAGAUUGGAGCUAAUGUACAUUUUUAGAUAUAUCUCUAUAAAAUUAUCUAUAAAGCUAACAUUUGAGUUAAAGGUAUAGUACCAUAUGUGACUAAAUAACAACUAACCUAACACAGCAGACCAUGGAAGUGUGCUGUGUCUGGCUAAAUCACAACAAAAUAUAUACAGCUUCAUGUUGCUGAAAUAGACUCCGUAUAUACUUCUUUUAGAAAUAUGUUAAUUUGGUAACCGUGGAGAAAUAAAUGUUUUUACCUUAAAAUGUGAAUUUGCAAUUUGUCAGUCCAUUUCUGCUCCAGUUUUCACAUU